GGUAAAUGAGAAGGCAAAAUAGUUCGUAAGUUACAGCUUAGCUUCAGGCAUAUUGGUUACUAACUUAACACAUGUGAAACAACAUCGAAUAGGACAGCAAUUAGUAGGAGCUGUAAACCCCGGCAAGAUAACAGAGCAGACUCUCAGAGGCGAGCACAAUUAACACGAUGUAAAGAUAAAGAAAAAUAAUUUAAAGAACACGAAUUUGGGAUACUUAAAUUAGUAGGAUAUAAACUAUAACUUAUUCUGGAUUAAAAUUGAAGACGCGAAUGGACAGAUAAGUAAAGUUCUGUAUUUGACUCAAUCAAUACAUUUACUCGGUGUUAAUGAGGGGUUAAUAAUUAAAAACGUCUGGUAAAAUAUAUAGGCCUAUACAGACACUGCCGAUAUGGGUCAAAGAAAAUGGAACAUGCCGUUUUUGACUAUAAUUCUAACUUACUGUAUUUGUGUUAUCUCAAUUGAUGGAUUUGAAAGUCCAUUUUUGAACGCUUUUUCUUCUCAACAAAGCCCCCCGGACCCAUGCUACGACGAAAUUGGGGAGCCGCGAAGAUGUACGCCAGAUUUCGAAAAUGCGGCAUUUACCAAGGAGGUAGUCGCGUCCAGUACGUGUGGAUCCCCUCCAAGUCGUUACUGUAAACUAAAAGCCACCAACGACAAAGGUGGAGAUGUUGUACGUAGUUGUUACGUCUGUGAUGCCAACCAUCCGAAGAGACGCCAUCCCCCUUCAUAUCUCACCGACUUGAACAAUCCUAGCAAUCUAACGUGCUGGAUGUCGGAGCCAUUUACUGCAUCGCCCGAAAACGUCACCCUAAAAUUGUCUCUUGGAAAGAAAUAUGAGUUGACUUAUGUCAGCUUGCAAUUUUGUUCAGCACGACCUGACUCUAUGGCGAUCUACAAAAGCAUAGACUAUGGAAAAACAUGGAUUCCGUUCCAGUUCUAUUCCAGUAAUUGUAAAAAGAUGUACCACCGCAACCCCCAGGGGAAGAUCACGAAAGCCAACGAGCAAGAAGCUUUGUGUACGGACAGCUACAGUAACAUUGACCCCCACAGUCAAGGCAGAGUGGCCUACAGCACUCUUGAAGGACGGCCUUCGGCCAGUGAGUUUGACAACAGCCCCGUGCUCCAGGACUGGGUGACAGCCACUGAUGUAAUGAUUGUCUUCAACCGACUACACACGGAUGAGAACUCUGCCGACAAGUCAAAAGAAGUGCUGGAUAGUUACUAUUACGCACUUUCUGACUUUGCAGUUGGGGGACGAUGUAGAUGCAAUGGUCAUGCCUCCAGAUGCAUCAAGAACGACAGGGACAACCGCCUCGUCUGUGACUGUAAGCACAAUACCGCCGGCUACGAUUGCGAACGCUGCAAGCCAUUCCACUUUGACCGUCCCUGGGCCAGAGCUACUUUAAGAGAGGCUAAUGAGUGCAUAGCGUGCAACUGUAAUCUUCAUGCUAGAAAAUGUCGCUUUAACAUGGAACUAUUUAAGCUCUCAGGCCGAGAAAGUGGUGGUGUAUGUGUUAACUGUCGCCACAAUACUGCUGGCCGAAUGUGCCACUAUUGCAAAGAUGGAUUUUUCCGAGACCCAGCAAAGCCUAUCACACAUCGCAAGGCAUGUAAAGCAUGUGAAUGUCAUCCAGUUGGGGCAUUAGGGAAACUGGCAUGCAACCAAACCACUGGACAGUGUCUCUGCAAGGAUGGAGUUACAGGGCUUACAUGCAACAGAUGUGCAAAGGGAUAUUCACAAAGUCGGUCACCCAUAGCUCCAUGUGUCAAAGUGCCAACCAAGACAGGACCAUCUACAGACCCCCCUGAAAAAUGUGGAAACUGUAAAUCAAACAGCAGACGAGUGAACAAGAAGAAAUACUGUAGAAGAGACUAUGCUUUCCAAGCACAUGUUAUUCAUCGUGAAAUGGUAGAUGAUUGGGCAAAAUUCACAGUUAACAUAAUCAGUGUCUACAAAUCAUACAAACGUGGACAACAACGUAUUAAGCGUGGAGAGCUUGCAUUAUGGGUACCACAACAUGACUUAGCAUGCAAAUGUCCCAAGAUUCGUCUUGGACGACGAUAUUUGAUUUUAUCACAAGAUAAUACGGAGCAAAGGAGGAGUGGCUUGACCUUGGACCGCAGAAGCAUAGUAAUUCAAUGGAAAGAUGACUGGGCAAGAAGGUUAAAAAAGUACCAGAAAUAUGAAAGAAAGGGAAAAUGCAACUGAGAAACAUUUUAAAAUUCAUACUCUGCCAUGACCAACUAAUAUGGUGUUAUUGACUGAUGAAUAUUAUCUGUAGAAAACUGUGAUAAGCACUGAAAAAAAUUGUAUAAUAAUGUUGUGUUCUAGCACGCAGACACCAUAUAACAUGAUGAGAAACUGAAGAUGUAUGUUUUGUAUAAGGUUAUUGUAAGUAUAGAGAUAUUUAUCGAAGUUCUAACCUAGCUGGUUUCUCACUGUGUUAUUUGGAGUCUGGCGCAGAUGGAUACAGAAUCUCAAAGUGUACAGAGCGACAUGGCAGAUGCUCCAAUCAUCUUGAAAUAAGGUAGCAGCCAAUCAAAGAAGAUACAGAUGUGCCUAUACCUUCUUUCAAGAUGAACAUUGGAAUAUAAAUAAUCUACAGAUUCAUUUUAAUCAUUUAUUAUUGGAAGUACGAAAUGGUUACUUCUUAAUGGUAAAAUGGAGAUCAUGGAGUUGAACAUACAAUCACAAUGGCAUUAACUAGUAGUUUUGAAUGCUAGUAUUCUGCCCUGCAGUGGUUGCAACAUGCAGUUCACAUAUAUUGGUUCAUUUUAUACAUGGUCCAAUUGAUCUGCCAUAUUUAUGAAGCUGUACAUGUAUUUCACCUUUGCACUUGCCUGAGGUAUUUGUAUGGUUAUGAUUUGACAGUUUUUCAUUGAUCUUAAACAUAUGCCUUCAUGGGUGAAUGGUUUAUUAAAGAAAAGAAGCGCAUGUAGAAAAGUGCAAGAUCAGCAAAAGAUGUUAAAUUAAAAAGGUGAUAAAAAUGACCAAUUGGAAAAUUGAAUGUCAACUUACUAAGAAUAUUUAAUGAAUGUUGGGGCCAUCUCCUCAAAUAAUUUUUUAAUUUUUAUAUUCUAACAAUUUUUCUUAUCUCUUUGUCUCCUCAAAUUGUUCACUCAAGUUGAUAAAAACAAUAAAAUUUACAUCUUAGUUAUACCAAUAUUGGUUAAAGAAUCGAUGCAUAUAUGUUUAAAAAUGUCCAUGAAAUGUUUCAAGGAUUUAAUGAAAAUGAACCAUGAUUUUCAUCUUGUAUCCCACGACGACAGGUUUAAUGAAUCUCUUGGUAGAAUCUCAGUUUCAGAAGUUUGCCUAUUAUCAUAUUUUUCAAAAACAUUUAACAAUACAAUUGUUGCAACCAAAAUGUAA
Molecule: messenger RNA, 3370 nt
Organism: Owenia fusiformis
Lineage: Eukaryota; Metazoa; Annelida; Polychaeta; Sabellida; Oweniidae
Source: the annotation of a GenBank genome assembly